AUUACAUGUAGACCAGAUUUGUGUGAACCGAUGAUUUGGAGGUCCACGUAGGUGUGAGUUGAUCAACGGUGUGCAUCAAUGUGUGAGACGUACAAGGGUUGUAUAUGAUAAUUACUGGAGUCUUCGAUAUCUGUGACUGUAGCUCGUCUCUUUGCGUGGAAGCUGAAGUCUGAAGUGGGUCAGUUGGAUCGGAAUUAAUGUGUGUAUCACAUCCGUUGGACACUUAAAUUAGCCUCACUCAUAGUUGGAUGGCUUGGCUUCAAUGGAUUGCGGUGGUUUCUAUAGCUCUGCUCUGUUUAGUGCGUGCUCUUGACGCGAGUGCUGGUGAUGCUGAUCCCAUUUAUCAGGAUUGCUUGAGGCAUUGUGAGAAAACAGGAUGCGUCGGCGGAAAAUGCUUCCAACAUUGUAAAUUCUCAUCUGAUGGAAAACCUAUUGACGGCCCCUGGUAUGUGCAAGAACCACUCUAUCUUCAGUGGAAACACUGGGACUGCCUCAGUGAUUGUCAAUACCACUGCAUGCUUACCAGGGAGGAGGAGAGACAUAAACUUGGUGACAAGCCUGUCAAGUACCAUGGCAAAUGGCCAUUUCAACGCCUCCAUGGAAUCCAGGAACCUAUUUCUGUUGCUCUCUCUGCACUCAAUCUUGCUAUCCAGUUCCAUGGCUGGGUAUCUUUCUUCAUCCUUGUAUACUACAAGCUUCCUUUGAGGCCAAAUAAGAAGACUUAUUAUGAAUACACUGGCCUCUGGCACUUCUACGCCCUACUAUCAAUGAACUCCUGGUUCUGGAGUGCUGUUUUUCACACUAGAGAUGUUGAGCUGACAGAGAGGCUAGAUUAUUCCUCUGCUGUUGCAUUACUUGGGUUUACCUUUAUUCUAGCAAUACUACGAGCUUUCAGCCUGAGAGAUGAGGCUACAAGGGUCAUGGUUGCAGCUCCCUUGUUUGCGUUUCUUAUAACACAUAUCAUGUAUCUGAACUUCUAUGAUCUUGAUUAUGGCCUCAACUUUAAGGUUUGUGCCGCUAUUGGUGUAGCUCAGCUACUAAUUUGGGCAGUGUGGGCAGGAGUCGCUCGCCAUCCAUCUCGGUGGAAGCUAUGGGUGGUGGUUGUGGGAGGAGGUUUUGCCAUGCUCUUGGAGGUAUACGACUUCCCACCAUACCAUGGAUACGUUGAUUCUCAUGCUCUUUGGCAUGCUAGUACCAUCCCACUUGCAUAUCUUUGGUGGAGCUUUGUCAGGGACGAUGCCGAGUUUAGGACAUCGAGUCUGCUCAAGAAAACCAAGUAGCACCUCUCUAGCCAAUCUUUGCAUAUUUUCUUGUCAGGCUGAACUACGUGUGGGAUAACCACUUCCCGUUAUAUUUCCAGUGUACUCUUUUUUCCAGAUGGUCACAGACAGCAGGUCCUUUCACUUUGCACUUUGAUCUGUUAUUUUCCCUGAAGUAUGUGGUAAACUCAUUCUGUAGUGGGACUCAUAAUUCUUGAGAUGACCUGGCGUUUUUUCCCAUAUUAAGACAUCAGGGUUGCAAAAUGUUUUUGGUGUAAAGUGUGCUCUUGCUCAUGGAUGAGAGACUGUUUGUAUCAUGCACAUAAAUUAUCCUUUGUUCUUUGUAAUGUCUUUCUGUAUGCUGUAACAAAAUUACAGGUGGUGUAUUCCUUUUAAUUAUCUUCAAUCUUUGAUUUAUUUUAGUUUA
Molecule: messenger RNA, 1686 nt
Organism: Mercurialis annua (annual mercury)
Lineage: Eukaryota; Viridiplantae; Streptophyta; Magnoliopsida; Malpighiales; Euphorbiaceae
Exons: 5
Coding region: 249-1280 (343 amino acids)
Biological process (GO): GPI anchor biosynthetic process
Cellular component (GO): endoplasmic reticulum membrane
Molecular function (GO): hydrolase activity, acting on ester bonds
Source: RefSeq, a predicted model, not a curated record